AUGUUCAUGCUCACACUUUAUGCCGUUGGAUUGCCCACGUUGGUUCAAGCUGGCGGCGAGCUGGCAUUGGUUGGCUUGGGCACCGGCGGUGUCAAGCAGGUGUCCACCAUCGUCAAAGCUAUACGCUUGGGCUACCGGACCAUUGACACUGCUUUGCUGUACGGGAAUCAUGGCCUUAUUCGAGAUGCAAUCGAGCAAAGCGGCGUUGCCCGUGAUGAGUUUUUCCUGACGUCCAAAGUAGGAUUUUUUCCUACAUCCUUGGACCUUCCUGAGGAGCACCAGAAGGCUUUCGGCUUCCAGUCUUUGCCAGUGCCUGCAGCACUCGCGCCGGGAUUUCAUCCACUAAACCGGAAGGGCAAAGAGCUCGAGGCCAUCCGACUGAGCCUGGAGCAGCUCGGCGUUUCCUACUUGGAUUUGUGCCUCAUCCACACCCCGGUGACAUCCGCGCUGGAGCUUGCAGCCUCCUUCAUACCCCAUGUGUAUGGGCUUUGGGCAGAGUUCCCGAAGUGGUCUGAAGUGCUGGUGAAGGGGGCGUUGGCUGCCCUAGCCUCGCAAGAAGCUCAGCAACGCGUGGGCGAGGCAUACGAGCAGCGCAAACGGUCGUGGCAGAACCUGGAAGAAGCGAAACGACGUGGGCUUUGCAAGCACAUCGGGGUCAGCAACUAUCCGAUUGCCUUCAUGAAGGUUAUCUCGGAAGACCAUGAUAGCGUGUCCGCUGGGCAGGAGAUGGAGGCAUACAGGACGUUUCCGAUCUACAACGAACAGCAGGAGCUUCACCCCUUGGCGCAAUUUCGCCACAUCCAGGACUAUGCACGCAAGGCGCAGAUUCGCUUGACUGGCUAUGGCACAGGAGUCAUUGCUUCCAAUGCAGUGGCGCGUGAAAUUUCGACACGUCUCGGCCGAUCUCCAGGGCAGGUGUUGUUGCGCUGGGCGGUGCAAAAGGGCAUCGCGGUGACACCGAAGUCGAACAAGGAGAGCCGGUUGAGAGAGAAUUUGGAAGUUUUGGACUUCGUCCUCGAGGAGGAGGACAUGAAGUUGUUGGAUGCCCUCGACAAGGAGCAGGUUUUUUACUGGAACACCAGUCUCCUCGUGCCGGAUGUUGCACCGGCAGGCUUGCCAAAGUUGCCGAGCCGCUCAGAGUUCUGA
Symbiodinium necroappetens is the source of this 1146-nucleotide messenger RNA. Lineage: Eukaryota; Dinophyceae; Suessiales; Symbiodiniaceae. The record is from the annotation of a GenBank genome assembly.